AUGCAUACAUAUAAUCCAUUUACACUUCCGGAUAUUAUUAGUGAAAUCACCCCAAAACUUUCGUUAGAGGAUCUCGACAAAUUCUGUUGGAUUAAUAAAACUUGGUACAAAGAAAUUCAAUACGAACUCCGAAAAAGGUGGGAGAUACAAGUGUUAAAGGGUCAUAAAUUAGAGCUUGAAAAAGAUGAGAAAAUAAAGAAAACGCUAGAGAGUCAUUCAGAUGAUGAAGAAGAUCAAGGAUAUUUGGAAUAUGAUAUAGAGCUUAAAUAUCUUGCAAAGCUACUUGAGACCGCUAAAAAACAGGUAGAGAUUGAAAGGUAUAUGUUUGCCAAUGGAAUGUUUCAUGGGCAAGAAAAAGAAAUCGCUAAAAAUAAUAUACAGCAAAUAGCUAAUGAAAAAAUUCCCUGGGGGUACACAUAUGAUGGGGGGUAUGAAAAUAAUUUGGGAUAUGUAGAUGAUUGGAAUAUGAUGGAACUACUGGAGCAGCGUUUAUUAAUACCUGGAUAUGAAAUUAAUAAUAGAGAUUACUGGAAAAAUUUUGUAUUUCGUAUCAAAAAUAAUUUAACUACCCAUAAGCAAAUAGGUAAUGACCCUAAAUAUAGGGAUUUUAAAGUUCAACUAGCAUUGCAUAAAGAAAAUCGUGCAUCAUUAAUUAUCCAGCAGGCAUAUCGUCUACGGAGAAAACAAAUUAAUUCUGCUAAAAUAAUCCAAAAUGCUGUAAUUAAAUGGCUCUAUCGACCAGGCGGAUCAUUUAUGAAACAUGCUCAGGAUCG
This is a messenger RNA of Dentiscutata erythropus, 773 nucleotides long. The record is from the annotation of a GenBank genome assembly. Lineage: Eukaryota; Fungi; Glomeromycota; Glomeromycetes; Diversisporales; Gigasporaceae.